AUGUCACGCUUCUCCCAUCUCGACACGGACGAGGAACGUCUCCCGCACGGCAUGCGCCGCGUGGGCUACGACGCCGACACCCAAGUCUACACCUACCAGGACUCGGACGGAAGCUACUGGGAAGGCGCGCCCGGCGCUCAAUACGGGCAACUCACGCAGGUCUCAGGCGCUUCGUCCGCCGGCGCCGUGGCCACCGAGGAAGCCGAGCCCUUCAUGCCGGGGGGAUCGGGAUCCGGGCUCAGUCGACGGCCGCAGCAGCUGUGGAACGAGAGAAAGGGGUGGAGGCAGGAGAUGAAGCCGCUUCUCAACUUCUUCGUGCUCAUCGGUCUGUUCCUGCUCGUCCUCACGUGGUGGCUCUACCGCACGCCGACGGCCGAGGAGCAGGUCGCCGUGCCGAAGUGCGGGGCCCAGGCGGUGCCGUACAAGAUCGAGGUCGGGAAUACGUGCUGGGCCAUUGCCGAGGGCCAAAAGAUGACUAUUGACGAUCUGAUCAAGGCCAACGAGGGCCUGGAUUGCGAUAAGUUGCGGCCCGGGACCUUCAUUUGCAUGCCUACGUUAGGGUAG
This is a messenger RNA of Colletotrichum orchidophilum, 564 nucleotides long. RefSeq names its product LysM domain-containing protein. The record is from RefSeq and is a predicted model, not a curated record. Bases 1 to 564 code for a protein of 187 amino acids. The transcript has a single exon. NCBI's taxonomy places the organism in Eukaryota, Fungi, Ascomycota, Sordariomycetes, Glomerellales, Glomerellaceae.